GCUGUUGUCUCUGACAUAUUGUGAGAGUUUAGUCCAGCAGGAUGAUGCUCUUUCCACUGCUGUUAUGGACGGCAUUGUUCUGUCACGUCUCCGAUGGCCAGACUUCCUCUCAAAGUGAUCCGCUCAUAGACCAAUCUGCAACGUUUUAUGUUUUAGCUCCAGCAAAGAUAAGGCCUGGAACAAAACAGAACAUCCUGCUGGAGGUUCACAAACCCUCCCAGGCAUUAGAAGUCUCCAUCACGGUCUAUGAUUAUCCAGCCUCCCAAACUGUUUUAAUGAUGGGAUCUGUUAUCCUGAAUUCAGAAAACAACUACAGCGCCCUCAAAACCAUCGAGAUUGAUCCAAAUGUGCUACAACCAGAUGGAAGGAAGAAAUAUGUGAAGCUGGUUGCUCAGUUUAGCGGAUUCCAUCGUGCAGAAAGAGUAUUACCGGUGUCGUUCCGCUCUGGAUGCAUCUUCAUUCAGACCGAUAAACCGGUUUACAACCCUGGAGACACAGUGCGUUUCAGGGCUUUUGUGUCUGACACUGAAUUCCGUGCAGCUGAGAGGACCAUUUCUCUGGAGAUUCAGAAUCCAGAUGGUAUUACAGUACAUGUUAUGUCCAGAGCCCAAGCAAUCGAUGGCAUACUCUCUAACACCUACCCCCUCUCAUCUGUGGUCAAGGAGGGCAGGUGGAAAGUUGUUGCAAAGUUUUAUAAGGCAAAAGAGAACAUUUUUAGCAGAGAGUUUGAAGUCAAGAAAUACGUCCUCCCAGCAUUUAAUGUCACUUUGACUCCAAAGACAUCCCACCUCAGACUAGACGCAGAAAAGUUGGAGGUAGAAAUAACAGCCAGGUAUCUUUAUGGUGAACCAGUGAAAGGUGUUGCGUAUGUGCUGUUUGGUAUUGAAAUUGAUGGUGAGAAGAUGAAACUCACAUCUAUGAAGCAACUAAAUGAUCUGAAUGGAGGAAAAGUUAGUUUGACUAUGGAAGAGAUAAAGAAGGCCUAUCCUGACACAAACAGCCUACUGGGGUCUUCUGUGUAUGUCAAAGCAUCAGUAAUGACCAGCUCAGGUAGCGACCUUGUGGAAGCAGAGAAAUCUGGUAUUAAAAUUGUAAUGUCACCCUACAUGCUCUCCAUCAGAGACACACCAAAGUAUUUCAAACCUGGCCUGCCAUUAGCCAUGACGGUUACCGUGAGUGACCACGAUGGAUCUCCAGUCCAUAAUAUUCCUGUUAAAAUCAGCUUUCUUGAAAGCCCACUCACCGUACACAGCGGCACCAUCAAAGUCUCCAUCAACAUGCCUGAGAAGUACAGCUCAUAUGAUGAUUCACAGAUACUGAAGGUGGAGACAGCAGAUCCUUCACUGAAACCAGAACAGCAGGCUGUUCAAGAGAUGCGUGUGCAGCCAUAUGUCUCUUUUAAUGACUACAGGAACUACUUGCACAUCUCAGUGGGCAACAGUCCAGUGGUGGUGGGUGGCUCACUCACCAUCCAAGCUCACAUCAGAUCUAUCCCACCAGAACGAAGAAAACUUGUGGAGCAACUGACGUAUGCCGUGUUAAGUAAAGGAAACAUAAUCCACGCUGUAAGGAUGAAUGUUAAAGACCUGGUCAUCAUAAACAUUCCUCUGCUGAUUACCUCAGAAAUGCUACCUGCGUUUCGCAUUGUGGCCUACUACAUUUUGCCAUGGCAACACAAGGCGGAAGUGGUGGCAGACUCUGUGUUUGUGGAUGUGCAGGACCGGUGUGUUGGUUCGCUCAGUGUAGGUCCAGUGGAAGGAGAAAAGGCCAAUUCAUACCUGCCAGGCAGCAGCAUUACAUUUGAAGUGAAAGGAGACCCGGGGGCAAAGGUCAGCCUGGUUGCUGUGGAUAAUGCCAUCUUCCUGUUGAGUAAAAACCGUCUGACGCAGAAGAAGGUGUGGGAGGUGGUGGGUCAGGGUGAUAUGGGCUGCACCGCAGGAGGAGGCAGGAAUAAUAUGCUGUUUCAUUCCAGCACAGGAGGAUACACGGACUACAAAAAAGAUUGUUCCAAUAGAUCUAGAAGAAGACGUUCUGCUGCCAAACUGCAGCUUAGAGAGCAACUGGAGAAGGUAUAUUCUGACGAGUUCCUGCAGAGAUGCUGUGUGGACGGCAUGAGGGAGAUUCCCAUGCCAUAUUCCUGCUACCGUCGCUCCUUCUACAUCACAGAGGACUGGAGCUGCGUGCUGGCUUUCCUUCGCUGUUGUGCGGAGUACAGAGGGGAGGAGCUCGGUGAUGUUACCAGACCUCCGACAACCACUCCUCCACCAACCACCACCCUUGUACCCACCAUCAGCGCCCGCAAGUUUCAUGUAGAUUAUCUUGUUGAGGAACGACGUGUUUUUCAUGCUCCUGAUGAGAUGAUUCUUUUCGGUCUUGCAGGGCAUCCGGGACCUUCCAUCCAUUCAGCACGUGAAGACAGUUAUGAUGAUGAUGAUGAAGAAGAAGAAGAGGAGGAGGUGGAAGAGUUCGAUGAAGAUGAUUUAGCUGACUUAGAGGACAUUUAUGUGCGCAGCAAGUUCUUCGAGUCGUGGCUGUGGACCUACAUCAGGCUACCCAGUGUCACCAAGUCUGAUGGGCUGGCUGUAUUUCCAGUAAACACUGUUCUUCCUGACAGCAUCACUCAGUGGGGGUUUCUAGCCGUCAGUGCUUCACCUCAGAAAGGUGUCUGUGUAGCUGAACCAUAUAACGUCCGGGCAUCAAAGUCGUUCUUCAUAGAUCUGCGGCUGCCUCACUCAGUGUCCAGAAAUGAACAUGUGGAAAUCAAAGCUGUGGUCCACAACUACAAGAACUCAAAACUAGAGGUCAUGGUGAUUCUGGAGAAGACAGCGGACAUGUGUAGCGUAGCAUUUAGUGGACAGCACAGACAGCAGGUUUCGGUACCGGCCGGCUCCUCCAAGCUGAUUUCAUACACCAUCAUCCCUCUGAAAACAGGAGAGCUCCCUCUACAGGUCACAGCCGUCGCUGCCUCCUCCAUGGGGCAGGAUGCUGUGAGGAAGAAUCUGCGUGUCGUAGUCGAAGGCAUCCAGACAAUUAAAGCGAGGAGCUAUGUGCUGAACCCCUCUGACAGCGCUGGUAGACAGCAGAUAGAAGUGGAGAAGAUGCAAUUGAACGCAGUUGUGCCAAAAUCUCUGCCACAGACAUCUGUCAAUGUCAGAGGUAAUUUGCUGGCAGACAGCAUUGAUAACUCCAUUAAGGAGGACUCUCUGGCAGCGUUGAUCUGGAUGCCCGGCGGGUGUGUGGAGCAGAACCUGGCCAGAACCACGCUGCCCCUCAUUGCCACCCAUUACCUGGACCGCAGUGGAAACUGGGAUGCUGUGGGAAAAGAUCGCAGACAAGAGGCCAUCAAAUACAUCCAGACAGGGUAUGAAAAUCAACUUAAUUACCGGAAAAAGGAUGACUCAUAUCCUCCCUACGCCAAAGAAGGCACCAGCACAUGGAUCACUGCAUACGUGGUGAAGGUUUUCUCUAUGGCAAAAUCAUUUAUUAGCGUCAAUGAGAAGCAUCUGUGUGGCCCUCUGGUGUACCUGCUCAAGAAUAAACAGCGUCCUGAUGGAUCCUUUCAGGAGGACAAUCCUGUCUACGACACCAGUAUGACGGGAGGCCUGCGAGGCUCUGAAUCCAGAGUGUCUCUGACCGCAUUCGUGCUCAUUGCUUUGGCAGAGGCACAAAAUGCUGUUUCCUGCCAAGAGCCAGGCCUCAACAUACAGGACAAGACCAGAAAAGCAGCGUUGUAUCUAAGGGAACAUUUCACCCGGGUGAAGAGGCCGUACACAGCGGCUAUAGCAUGCUACGCUUUAGCAGUAUCCAACCAUGGCUGCAUGAAGAGCAUGUUACUAAAUUUAGCCUCGCCUGAUCGUACCCACUGGCCUGACUCUAGUAAUUAUUUCUUCACGCUGGAAGCUACUGGCUAUGCGUUGUUAGCGCUGAUCAAAGGUGGCCACAUGGAAGAGGCAGCCGCCCCCUUUCGAUGGCUGAACGAGGAGCGUGGCAUUGGAGGAGGAUACGGCUCUACUCAGUCCACUAUGGUGGUGCUACAGGUGCUGUCUGAGUACCUGGUGAAGAGGCCUCCUCCCGAUGACCUCAAUCUGUUGGUGCAGCUCAGUGUUCCCGGUCGCAGUGACGUACGCUGGACCUUCAAUCCAAAAGUGGCAUAUGUGGCCCGAUCUUCACGGGUGCCUCUUGACCAGAAAUUCACAGUGGAGGCUUCUGGGAAGGGCACGGGUGUUUUAGAGGUAGUAACAGUGUACCACCAGCUUCCUGAUGUGUAUGAGAACAGCACGUGUAACGGCUUUCAGCUGGACGUCUCCAUCGCUGAGACUAAUGAAAAACUCCCACCUGAUGUAGAAAAGUCAUACAGACUCAAUAUCAACGUGAGGGCUCUGGAGGGACGCCAGGUGAGGAUGGCGAUUCUGGAUAUCAGCCUGCCCACCGGCUUUGAGCCUGAAAACUCAGAUUUAGAGUUGCUCACAAAUUCAGUGGAUCGCUACAUCAACAACUUCCAAGUGGUGGACAACCUGAGCAACAGAAGAUCCCUCAUAAUUCACCUGUUUAGGGUGUCCAGUACUCAGACAGAUGUGAUCUCAUUCAGACUGCAUCAGAAAUUUAAAGUGGGACUCCUUCAGCCCUCCACUGUCACAGUGUACCAGUACUACAACAAAGAUAAACGCUGUAGCAGGUUCUACUCUCCUCCUGAAGACAAACAGCAGCUUGAUCAGAUCUGCAAAGACAAUGUGUGUCGCUGCUCACAGGAUGACUGUUGUGUAAUGAAGGAAGACUCCUCGUCUUUCAGUAAAGAACAGAGGAAGGCCGCUGUGUGCAAUGGAUUACAUUAUGCCUACAGGGUCAAACUAGUCAGUGUCAGCCAGAGUCACUAUGACCAGUAUGAGAUGGAGAUUGUGCAGGUUAUUAAAGAGGGGACAGAGGAAGGCCUGAACGAGAAUGAGAGGAGUAUAUUUCUCUCUCAUGCAAGAUGUAGGACAGGACUUGGUUUGAGAGAGGGUCAGGACUAUCUGAUCAUUGGGCCCAUCACUGAUGUUUGGCAUGCAGGGAGCACAUCCAAGAGGUAUGUGUAUACGCUGGGUAAGGACACGUGGGUUGAGCGCUGGCCGUCCGAGUCUGAAUGUGGGGCUGGAUCUGCACUGGAGGUGAAAUGCAGCGAGCUGAAGAGCUUCUCAAAGGACCUGACAGAGAGCGGCUGUCAGACUUGAGACGGAUGUUUGUUUUUGAACAUACAGUACUAAUGGCAAAACUGUGGAUUUUGAGUCUAUGGCACUUUCACAUGCAUAAAAAAAACAGCUACCAAAAAUACGGUAAUUGACAGUCAUUUAAUACUUCAUGUGUACCGGAGUGUUUGUAAAAACAAACGAUAAGUGUUACAAAACUGUGCUGUUAUGUUGUACUUUUUUUUUUUUUUUUUAAUCCUUUAAAAUUAUUAUUAGUUUAUUAAUAUAGUGUGAAGCAAUAUGUGGACAAAACAUAUUUCUCAUGUUUAUGAAUUAAGAAUUUGUUCCCAAAAGUAAAAUGAGGGAAUGAAUUAGUAAACAUGACCAUGAAUUAAUGGAAGUAAAACACUUAAAUGAAUACAACAUAGGCAAAAUUUUAUGGAAAUAAAUCAUUACUAAAUAAAUUAAUUUAAAUAAAUUAAAAUGAGGGAACAAAUUAGUACAGCAUAACCACAAUUUAACUCAAUUAAAACAAUGAAACAAACUAGUACAAUUUGGCUACUAUUUAACAUAACUAAAAUUAAUACAAUAUGGCAAAGAUUAAAGAAGAGAACAAAUUAGUACUAUGUGUCCCCAUUCAAAAAGAAAUAAAUAAAAAUGAGGGAACAAAUUAAUUAAAUGAGUACAAAUGCCACCAGAGGGCGUAAUUUAACAAGUAUAAGCUGACACAUUCAAGUGAGAUCCUCUUUACCAGUAUAUUGUUAAACAAGUCAUCGCAUUUCAAUUAUAUACAAUCUUAAAUAUAGUUUAAAGUGAAAGUAAUUUUAAAUCACAUUUUUGAAGACAUGCUCACAGGUUAUAUAUAUAUAUAUAUAUAUUCACACACGCAACCCAUAAGAGAUUGUGUCUGUUAAACAAGUGUGUGAAAGACCCUGACAGCUUAAUGUCUAGUCAUAACACAGAGGAAGCAUAAAAACAAUACUCUCCCCGCCAGCUCAUACUGAAGGACACUGCCACAGAGGCAUCCUGUUUAGAUUGUCUGCUCUGUUUUAUGAUAUUUACUGUAACAGUAUGUCCUCAUUCACUGGCUCAAACUGCUGUAGUGCCAUUAAAAAGCAGCAGCCAUUACAAACCAGGCACGAGGCCAAAGAGACAAUUACUGCCAACAUUACACACACAUUCUCCUUCCUCCUCUCACUCCGUCCCUCCCUCGUCUCAUGCUCCCCUUCAUCUACACUCACCUGCCAGCCUUUAAAGUACCAACAGGUGUGCAGUUCAAAGAUAACCUGUGCGGUUAAGCCAAACCUGGUUUAUCUGAGAUAGACCAGUCAUGCAUGACUGUAUUGGUAAAAAAAAAAAGAAAAAGCAAUGAAUUAUACAAAAAUAUUAGUGAUGUUGGGGAGAGAGUAUUUCCCAGCACAUACAUGACUGGUUUUUGUCAAGUAUUGAAAGAAAAGCCUGAUUUACUGUCUUUCACCCACAUAUGUACCUAAGAUGUUCAACAUUGAUCAUUAGGAUAGUUUAAUUCUUCUUCAGGGUGAUAGAGACAGACUUUUUUAUUUUCAUACUAAUGUAACAGGCUGUUACUGAAAGUCAUUCCAUCUCACACUCACAAGCACAGACUUGCACUCUCAGCACUCAAUCUCAACAUAAAUACACUCAACACUGUCAUUACUGCACUUUGGCUUUUGUGGAUUCUCUGAUCCUACAGAUCUUAGAGGUUCAUGCUUGUUAUACACCAAAAUAUAUUUUAUAUAUUUUAUUUAUAUAUAUUUUUUCGCUAGAUACAGUGUGCUUAUUAAAAAUAUACAGUACAAGAUAAAAAAAAAAUAGGCUAUAUAUAAUCUCAUAUAUUUAAUAUAUUAUAUCUGGCAAGUUAAUUUUAUGCCAUCUGACAAUAUUUGAGUAAGUCAACAUUCUUUAUAUUUUAUUGCAUUUUUUAGAACUUCUUUUAUAUUUGAUAUAUUAUAUAUAUUCUAAAAUUAUAAUUU
This is a messenger RNA of Onychostoma macrolepis, 7153 nucleotides long. RefSeq names its product A.superbus venom factor 1-like. The record is from RefSeq and is a predicted model, not a curated record. Gene Ontology annotation, molecular function: protein binding; endopeptidase inhibitor activity. Gene Ontology annotation, cellular component: extracellular region. NCBI's taxonomy places the organism in Eukaryota, Metazoa, Chordata, Actinopteri, Cypriniformes, Cyprinidae.